Molecule: messenger RNA, 1537 nt
Organism: Capsicum annuum
Lineage: Eukaryota; Viridiplantae; Streptophyta; Magnoliopsida; Solanales; Solanaceae
Product: probable tRNA N6-adenosine threonylcarbamoyltransferase
Exons: 1
Coding region: 179-1219 (346 amino acids)
Biological process (GO): tRNA threonylcarbamoyladenosine modification
Cellular component (GO): cytoplasm; EKC/KEOPS complex
Source: RefSeq, a predicted model, not a curated record
AAAUAUGCAUAAAAUGAGAUGAAGGAAGUAAGUUAAAAAAUAUCCAAAUCGUACGUGCAACAAAAAUUCUAACUUCAUCUCGCUGCUUCAUCUCAUUAGGGUGCAAGCCCUUAAUAUUAUAGUCGUCACUGCUCAUUUCAUUUGACUGCAAAACCCUAAUCCUCCGGUGGCGGCAGCAAUGAAGGAUAAGAAAUUAAUAGCCCUAGGUUUCGAGGGUUCCGCCAACAAAAUCGGCGUAGGAGUAGUAGCAAUCGACGGCUCUAUUCUCUCCAAUCCACGUCACACCUACAUAACCCCUCCAGGCCAAGGUUUUCUCCCCCGUGAAACCGCUCAGCACCACCACCAAUACAUCUUACCGUUAGUCAAAUCCGCCCUAGAUACCGCCGGAGUAUCACCGGACGAAAUCGACUGUCUCUGCUACACUAAAGGUCCCGGGAUGGGGGCCCCCCUCCAGGUUUCCGCUGUGGUUGUGCGGGUUCUGUCUCAGAUGUGGAAGAAACCUAUUAUUGGAGUUAACCAUUGUGUUGCGCAUAUUGAAAUGGGUCGGGCCGUGACCGGGGCAGUUGACCCGGUUGUGUUGUACGUUAGUGGUGGAAAUACGCAGGUUAUUGCGUAUAGUGAAGGACGGUAUAGGAUUUUUGGGGAGACCAUUGAUAUUGCUGUGGGGAAUUGUUUGGAUAGGUUUGCUAGGGUUCUUACAUUGUCUAAUGAUCCUAGCCCUGGGUACAACAUUGAACAGCUUGCGAAGAAAGGGGACAAGUUUAUUGAAUUACCUUACGUUGUGAAGGGAAUGGACGUUUCGUUUAGUGGGAUAUUGAGCUACAUUGAAGCUACAACUGAGGAGAAGCUGAAGAGUAACGAGUGUACGCCGGCCGAUCUUUGUUUUUCUUUGCAGGAAACUCUGUUUGCGAUGCUUGUAGAGAUAACGGAAAGAGCUAUGGCGCAUUGUGAUAAGAAAGAUGUGUUGAUUGUUGGUGGUGUUGGAUGUAAUGAGCGGUUGCAACAGAUGAUGCAAAUUAUGUGUUCUGAGAGGGAUGGCAAGUUGUUUGCGACUGAUGAUAGGUAUUGUGUUGACAAUGGAGCAAUGAUUGCUUAUACUGGUCUCCUAGAGUACGCGAAUGGCGCAUCAACUCCCAUGGAGGAAUCAACAUUCACACAACGGUUUAGAACCGAUGAAGUCCUCGCAACUUGGAGAGAGAAGGAAUCAGUAAUAGCAUGAAUGAAUGACCUUGGUGUCUUCAGUUUGUUGCACUUUCAGGACAACCUGUGUGAAUGUAUUGUACUAUGUUUAUCGGCCCAUAGUGGCUUCAUAAUGUGUCAACUGUAACGCUUACAAGAACAAUUUUUAUGUACUAGAUACGCAGGAUGUGAUCUAGAUAGAAAGGUGGGGUCUACUAAGUAGUUGAGUGUUAAACUCACUCUAUGCGGGAGUGAUAGGGACCGUUUAGUAGUUGCUUUGUCUCUUAUUAUGUAAUGUGUACCAUUAUCAGUUGCGUCAUUUGCUUUGUAUGCUAUUUAUGUCUUUCUUUUUUUUUUU